This is a messenger RNA of Paralichthys olivaceus (Japanese flounder), 2695 nucleotides long. It is a transcript of the gene fgl2a, whose product is annotated as fibrinogen-like 2a. The record is from RefSeq and is a predicted model, not a curated record. Lineage: Eukaryota; Metazoa; Chordata; Actinopteri; Pleuronectiformes; Paralichthyidae.
ACACACACAUACACACACACUCUUAAACCAAUAGGAUACUGGACACACAUUCACAUACUCCAUCGCUACAGAUAAUCUGCACACACACAUACAAACACACUAUUUUAGACGUACUUGCACUCGCUGGAGUUUAUAUCAGAGGCAGUUGCAGACACUUUCACUUUACACUUAUUUCUCCUUCACAUAUCUCAAGCAGAAAAAAUGAGGACAAUUGUGCUUUGCGUUUCUGCCAGUCUCCUGCUCACGGCCACCCUGAGCAUCAGCCAGGCAGCGGACUUCCCCGUCAACUCACACCAGAGAUGGGACUCGAGAGGACCUUACACUUUGGGAUCUGAAUCCGGCACCCCCACCUCCUGCCCCAUGAAGCUGAGACCCUCGGGCCACUGCGGGAGCUCUGGAGCCGGGGCAGAGGAGGGCGAGGAAUGCCCAUACCAGCUCACCUUGCCCCCUCUCACCAUCCAGCUGCCCAAGCAGUUCAGGCUGCUGGAAAAGACAAUGAAGGAGCUGCAGAGCUUGAAGGAGGUGGUGAACAAGCUGAGGAGCGGGUGCCAGGAGUGCCGCGGAGCACGGGGCAGCGGACAUCAGCAAGCUGACCAAGGACAGAAGGAUGCUGGGGAAGAAGUGAGACUGGACCUGACGGGACAGGAGGUGAUAGGUGGGUCGAGUCAAGAGGCGAGGGAAGAUGGGGUGGAUCCUGGAGCUGCUGUGGAUGGUGCUGGACUGGGACAAGGUCCUGUUUCUUGGAAAAUUACACCAAGCCAGAGCACAAUGCAGGAGAUGCAGGUGAAGCUGAACAGGAUGUCGACCAGCCUGCGCAAUGCCCGGAGCCAGAUCUCAGCCCUGCAGGGUCGUAUGGAGGGGCUCAACCUGCUCAACAUGGACAACGUGCAGGCAAUGGUGGACAGACGAGUGGAAAACAUCAGCGGAGUGGUCAACAAGCUCAGCUCCACCUGCACCACCCAGUGUGCUGCGCGGAAUAGCCCCCAGUUCAUCUUAGCCCCUCGGGACUGUUCAGACUACAACAUUCUGGAGACGAGGAAGAAUGGCGUGUAUCACGUAACCCCUGAUCCCCGCAAUGGGACGUUUGAGGUGUACUGCGACAUGGAGUCCUACGGAGGUGGAUGGACUGUGAUACAGCAACGGCUCAAUGGGUCUGUCAGCUUCAACCGCACCUGGGUCGAGUAUAAGAAGGGCUUUGGCAACCUCAGAGGUGAGUUCUGGUUGGGCAAUGACCACAUGCACUUGCUGACUAAGGCCAAAGAUAUGAUCCUGCGUAUCGAGCUGGAAGACUUUGAGGGUGUGCGGGAGUAUGCAAAGUACGACCAGUUCUACGUUUCCAAUGAGUUCCUUCGCUACAGGCUGUCUAUCAGUGGAUACAGUGGGACUGCUGGAAACGCCAUCAGCUUCAACAAGCACUUCAACCACGACCAGAAGUUCUUCUCCACGCCUGACCGUGACAACGACAUGUACCCCUCCGGAAACUGCGGCGCCUACUACAGCUCUGGCUGGUGGUUCGACGCCUGCAUGUCCGCCAACCUCAACGGGAAGUACUACCACAAGCGGUACAAAGGGGUGAGGAACGGGAUCUUCUGGGGGACAUGGCACAACAUGUCGACGGAGUACUACCCCACCAACUACAGGCAGGCCUUCAAAACCGUCAAGAUGAUGAUACGGCCAAAGAACUACGUUCCUUAAGAGGACCAGGUAAAGAGUGUAUUCAUGCAGACAGAUAGAUGGGCGGAUACAAAGAAAGACAAAGAAAAUGGAUGAACAAGUAGACUCAUACACAUGCACAUAUUCAUGCAUUUGCAUACAUUUACACAUGCAUACUUGUACACUGAAAAAAAAGACUAUAAGCGCUAUAACCCUAUAGAAGUUUGAAUGCAGUAUUAAGAAAAAUUAUUGUGAAAAAAAUGUUUAACGUGCCAUUACUUUUUUUCUACUGGAGUGUGUGUGUGUGGCUUUGAAGAAAAGGCCGGAUUAAAAUCAUAAUAAUAAAAAGACGAUGGACUAUUAACGAUGAUGGACUAAUAAAAAAAAACACACAGUGUAAAGGGCAGCCUCCUACAGGGACUGUAAUAUUACACGGAGGGUUACCGUGAGAGAUUUUUCACCUUUUUUCUCUGACAUUUCCAGGUUCUGUUUUGCCGCCUCCCCCAGCUAUAAAAGCCCCGGCCCGGACACAGUGCAGCACACCGUCAUAGUAAAAACUAAUGAGCUAUCAUUUUUUCUCCACUCCAAAUGGUUUCAUAAUUAACAGCAGCCACUCGAGUGAGUUAUAUGAGAGCUGAUGAUACAGUUUUGAGUGGUGCUGAAAUUAUUCAUGCUGGGGUCAGAGUCAAACUGUGCAAAAAACCCCAACAGGAAGUGACUCUUUAGGCAACAGCGAAGAAGUUAAUAUCUUCUGUGCCAUUUAUUUAAUUACACUGGGACACUUCUCUAAUGUAUCACCAUUCAAUACAAUAUAAAGCAUCCCAGUAUAAAUAUGUAGCCUGAGAUACAUUUCUUUUGGGUCAUUCCCAAGUACAUUCUGCAUGAUGGAUGUUUAAGUAAAUUGUGCUCGACAACAGCCACGGAGCAGGACACUGCUGCAAGAGGGAAAGAAAUGUAAUUGUUUUUCCACCCAUUGCUCUGGGUGCACUGGACUACUGCACAUCUCUUGAUGCCAUUCACCAGUUUUCAUGCAUUAAAAAAA